Molecule: messenger RNA, 781 nt
Organism: Merops nubicus (carmine bee-eater)
Lineage: Eukaryota; Metazoa; Chordata; Aves; Coraciiformes; Meropidae
Gene: ZFAND2B
Product: zinc finger, AN1-type domain 2B
Exons: 8
Biological process (GO): protein targeting to ER; proteasome-mediated ubiquitin-dependent protein catabolic process
Cellular component (GO): cytoplasm; endoplasmic reticulum
Molecular function (GO): zinc ion binding
Source: RefSeq, a predicted model, not a curated record
CUGCCCGCCCGUCUCCCCGCUCCCAGACUUCCUGCCCCUGAAGUGCGACGCCUGCGAUCAGAUCUUCUGCACCGACCACAUCGCGUACGCCCAGCACGACUGCACCUCUGCCUACAAGAAGGAUGUGCAAGUCCCCGUGUGUCCCCUCUGCAACACCCCCGUCCCCGUGAGGCGGGGGGAGAUGCCCGACGUCGUGGUGGGUGAGCACAUCGACCGUGACUGCAAGUCCGACCCUGCGCAGCGCAAGCGCAAGAUCUUCACCAACAAGUGUUUGAAGCCUGGCUGCAAGCAGAAGGAGAUGAUGAAGGUGAUCUGUGACCAGUGCCACAAGAACUACUGCCUCAAGCACCGACACCCCCUGGACCACGACUGCAGCGGGGCAGGGCGUCCCCUUUCCAAGGCAGGGCAUGCUGCAGUCGCGAGAGCCCAGGCAUCCUCCUCCAAAACAGUCCCUGCAUCGAGCAGCGGAGGUGCCCGGCCAGCAGACAGCCCCUCUUCUCCACCCUCUGCCGGAGGAGGCAGAGCCGCUGUGUUGCAGACCCGCAGCACCUCCCCUCCAGCUGUCAUGCUGCAGAAUGGGCUGAGCGAGGAAGAGGCGCUGCAGCGUGCUCUGGAGAUGUCCCUGGCAGAGUCAGCACGCAGCUCAGUGCAGCCACCCAGCAGCACGCAGGAGGAGGAGGAUCUGGCCCUGGCCCAGGCGCUGUCGGCGAGCGAAGCCGAGUACCAGCAGGCACAGCGGCAGACACAUGGUUCAAAGCCUUCAAACUGCAGCAUGUCGUAG